AUGCACCUGAAUUGGAAUGGACCCGAACAACGCAUCUCGAAGAACAACAGUUAUGAGAAGUUUGUGCUCUCUGGGAACCUGCACGGGGGCUCUGUGGUUGCGAGCUAUCCCUUUGAUGACUCUCCCAUGCACGAGCCCAAUGGCAUCUAUAGCAAAUCAGCUGAUGAUGAAGUGUUUAAAUACCUGGCAAAAGCUUACGCUUCAAAUCACCCGAUAAUGAAAACUGGCACCCCACAGUGCCCAGGGGAGCAGUUGGAAACAUUCAAGGAUGGCAUCACUAAUGGAGCUCAUUGGUAUGAUGUAGAAGGGGGGAUGCAGGAUUACAACUACGUGUGGGCCGAUUGCUUUGAGAUCACCUUUGAGCUGUCCUGCUGCAAGCAACCAAUGGCAACCCAGCUUGAGCAGGUAUGGGAGAAUAACCGAGAAUCUCUCCUCACUUUCAUUGAGAAGGUCCACAUGGGAGUAAAAGGAUUUGUCAGGGACUCGAUGAAUGGGUCUGGCCUGGCAAAUGCGACCAUUGUUGUUGCUGGCAUUGCUCAUAACAUCACAGCAGGCCGAUUUGGUGACUACCACAGAUUGCUCGUACCUGGAACCUAUAACAUCACUGCAGCUGUCGCAGGAUAUGUGCCAAUGACUGUAGAGAAUGUUGAGGUGAAAGAAGGGGCUGCAACAGAGGUGGAUUUCUCUCUGCAUCCUACUGUCGUGGUGCCUGUUUCCGAUCCCACGCAGGCUGCUGCCACUCUUGCCCCAGCCUCUGCUGCCAAUGCCCCUGCCCCCCCCCCCCCCCAGCCGCUCCAGCCUGAAGACUUUCGCCACCACCACUUCCCUGAUAUGGAGAUCUUCCUGAGGCGGUACGCCAGCGAGUACACCAACAUCACACGCCUCUACUCGGUGGGCAAGUCAGUGGAGCAAAGGGAACUGUAUGUGAUGGAGAUAUCAGACAACCCGGGCAUCCACGAGCCAGGUGAACCAGAGUUCAAGUACAUUGGGAAUAUGCACGGGAAUGAAGUAGUAGGUCGAGAAUUGCUUCUGAAUCUUAUCGAUUAUCUCUGCAAGAACUUUGGAUCAGACCCUGAAGUCACAGAGUUGAUCCUUAAUACUCGAAUCCACAUCAUGCCUUCCAUGAACCCCGAUGGCUACGAAAAAUCCCAAGAAGGAGACAGAAGCAGCACGGUUGGCAGAAACAAUAGUAACAGCUAUGACCUGAACCGAAACUUCCCAGACCAGUUCCUCCCAACGACUGACCCGCUGCAGCCAGAGACCGUCGCUGUCAUAAACUGGCUUAAGGCCUUUCCAUUCGUACUCUCAGCAAACUUGCAUGGAGGUUCUUUAGUGGUUAAUUACCCCUUUGAUGAUGAUGAGAAAGGAAUAGCCAUCUACAGUAAAUCACCAGACGAUGCUGUGUUUCAGCAGCUUGCGCUUUCUUAUUCCAAGGAAAAUACUCAGAUGUACCAGGGCAACCCUUGCAAGGACAUGUACCCCAAUGAGUAUUUCCCCCAUGGCAUCACUAAUGGGGCUCACUGGUACAAUGUUCAAGGUGGGAUGCAAGAUUGGAACUAUUUAAACACAAACUGUUUUGAAGUGACCAUUGAGUUAGGCUGUGUGAAAUACCCAAAUGCUGAAGACUUGCCAAAGUACUGGGAGCAGAACCACCGGUCUCUGAUCCAGUUCAUAAAGCAGGUUCACCGGGGUGUCAGGGGAUUUGUGCUGGAUGCCACAGAUGGAAGGGGCAUCUCAAAUGCUACCAUUAGUGUUGCUGACAUCGACCACCCUGUCACGACUUACAAGGCUGGGGACUACUGGCGCCUGUUGGUCCAAGGAUCUUACAGAAUCACAGCAUCUGCCCGAGGGUAUAACCCGCUCACCAAGACUGUCAGUGUUGGGGAUAAAGGUGCAGUGCAAGUCAACUUCACUCUGUCACGAACAGACUCCAAAGUUGAGGAGGGGAAGACACCCAUCAUCAAGAACGAAGACACUAGCGAUCCCUCUACCAAGGAGUUUGAGAGCCUGAUCAAAGACCUCUCUGCUGAGAGUGGUUUGGAACGCCUCGUGCUAAACUCUUCGAUGGAUGUUUCUCCCUACCGCUACCAUCCGUACAAAGACCUGUCUGACUUUCUGAGAGCCCUCAACUUGAACUACCCCCAGAUCACAAAUCUCACCACCUUGGGCCACAGUGUUGAGUACCGUCAAAUCUCGUCCCUCGAAAUAUCCAACAAACCCAACCAGUCUGAGCCCGAGGAGCCCAAGAUCCGCUUUGUGGCUGGUAUCCAUGGAAAUGCUCCAGUUGGCACAGAACUGCUCUUGGCAUUGGCGGAGUUCCUCUGUAUGAACUACAAAAAGAACGCAGCCAUCACCAAGCUCAUUGACAGGACCAGAAUUGUGAUUGUACCUUCCCUAAAUCCAGAUGGGCGCGAGAUUGCUCAAGAGAGAGACUGCUCAUCCAGGAUUGGACAAACCAAUGCUCGUGGCAAAGAUCUGGACACUGACUUCACAAGCAACUUCUCCUUGUACCCUGGGAUGGGACAGCCAGAGACCAAAGCAAUCGUUGAGAACUUGAUCCUGAAGCGAGAUUUCAGCCUCUCUGUUGCACUGGAUGGUGGCGCUCUGCUCGUAACUUACCCGUAUGAUAAACCUGUGCAGACAGUGGAAAAUAAAGAAACUCUGCAACAUUUGGCAUCGCUGUAUGCGAACAACCAUCCAACAAUGCAUCUGGGUCAGCCAGGCUGUACGAAUGAGUCAGAUAAGAACAUUCCUGGAGGUGUGAUCCGUGGGGCAGAGUGGCACAGUCACCUGGGCAGUAUGAAGGAUUUCAGUGUCACGUUUGGCCAUUGCCCCGAGAUCACAGUGUAUACCAGCUGCUGCUACUUCCCAAAUGCUGGACAGCUCCCUAGUCUGUGGACAGAGAAUAAGAAAUCUCUCCUUGGCAUGCUUGUGGAGGUUCAUAAGGGAGUCCAUGGAUUUGUUCAAGACAAGAGUGGAAAGCCGGUGUCGAAGGCCAUCAUUGUACUCAAUGACGGUGUGAAAAUCUAUACAAAGGAAGGUGGCUAUUUCCAUGUGCUGUUGGCUCCGGGCUUACAUAACAUCAGUGCAAUAGCUGAAGGAUAUCAGCAGCAGCAUGUACGGGUACGUGUGCACCAUGAUGCUGCCAGCUCUGUGGUGAUCGUGUUUGACAUGGAUAACAGGAUAUUUGGCCUUUCAAGGGAGCUUGUGGUAACUGUAGCAGGUGCCACCAUGUCAGCACUGGUCCUCACAGCCUGCAUCAUUUGGUGCGUCUGCUCCAUCAAGUCCAACAGGCACAAGGAUGGCUUCCAUCGCCUACGGCAGCACCAUGAUGACUAUGAGGAUGAGAUCCGGAUGAUGUCCACCGGUUCUAAGAAAUCCCUGCUGAGCCACGAAUUCCAGGAUGAGACGGACACUGAUGAAGAAACAUUAUACUCCAGCAAACACUGAUACACGCCAGCUGGAAUGGGAAGCUCCCUACGGACAGGCCCUACAAUGGGGGGCUCCUCUUCUACUUGAGAUCAGGAUCAUUAGCUUGCAGAAUGUGUAAGCUCCAGAGACGUGGGUGGGAGUUCUCAACCUCCCGUGUUCUUAUUUGCUCCUUUCCUACUAGUGCACAAGUCAGCAGACGUCGGAGGCUGUGGAUGCUAGGUCGGGGUUGGAGUUCCAUGCAAUGGAAACACAUGGAAGGCAAUUUAUUAGUGAGCUCUGGCAGUCGGGAGUUGCUAGCAGUUUCCGGGCAGUCCAGCCUGCUGCAGGCAUAGUGGAGUAAUAACCAAAUGCCUGGUGGGGGCCGUAGUACUAAGCUUUAAAGCCAUUAUUUAUCUCUCCUUUUUUUGAUUUUUUUUUCUUCCCUCUGUACAUUUUGGGGAAACCUCGAUCAGUUUUGGCCAAGGCCUCAGCUGCACUGCUGGUGAAUGGUAUUAGAAAUGGACAGUGAGCUUGGCUUUCGGUUGCUUCACCCCACUCCAAGGGUGCAAAGGUUCUGUGGUUUUCUCUGAUCUAUUUCAAGCGUCUAAUGCUUUUCAGGUGUGUGCAGGGGAACGUGUUUCGCACAUGGCCUCUCCAUGAACUUACCUCUGUAUUGAAACUGACAGGCGGGAGAAUCUUACCCAGGCAUGAGAUGCUCCUCCACUAAAGGGAGGGAAAGCUACAGUUCUCUCAGUAGGAGUUGGGUGUCUGGUAACACUACAACUCUGCCAUUCUCUAGUUAAAAGAAAAUCCUCAGGUUCACUUGCACCACCUUAGACAGAACCCCUUUUGCUUCUGGCUGGCCAUGUAGCCAGCCAAGUGACAUGUCCUGUUGCCUGUCCUUGAGUGGAGACUAGCUAGUACCUGGGAAUGGGGAGUAACAGUAGCAUGACAACAUGCUAAAAGAGCAAACAGCGGUAAUCUCAACCCAUGGAUUUGUCUAGACUCUAAAUACAGCUGGCUACUGACAUGCCUGUUCAGGUCUGCCGGAGUCUGAAAAGUACUUAAACUUGCUGCUGCUUAGGAAACACAGCUCAUGUUCUGCAGCCGCAUGGGACAACUUGUGGAUCUCCAUGACGGCCUCUGUCUCAAAUCCCUUCAAGACUUAAAUUCCUUUCCCAGGCCCAUCUGAUACAGAAAAAUGCCCAUUCCUGACACGUGCUAUUGUUAAAAGCUGACCCUUUUGCUCCCUUAUUGAACCCUAACGUUGCUAGACAUCCAGACAGCAGGACAGGCAUUUUGCUGCUCCAGGACCACAAGCAGAGCUUUUGCUGUUUCCGAGGGGAGAUGGCCGCUGUCAGUCACCAGAAUACAUCAGGAGGGAAGGGGUGUGUGGAGAGGGUUUGGAACAAGGGUAGCUCCUUUUUUGGGAUAGCACCUGACAUGUAAACAGGAGCUCAACUCUAUGCAUAAGGCUCUCUGUGAGAGAACACUUGUGAGAGAAAACUUGGAUUCAGAACUUAGGCAUUGUUGGCACUAAAAGACUCCUUUAACAAGGGAGGGCUUGUGCUAAGAUGGUCUAAAUCAGACCUCCCAAUACCUGAUUGAUUCUUCCAAUGCCUUUAGCUGUCUUUCUAGCUUGCCUCCACUUUGAGUGCGCUAGCGCUCAGCAGCAUGAAUCAAAUGCCUGCAUUGUUCCCUUCAGGAGUAUAGGACUUGCAGGAAUUAAAGAUGAUUUCAUUGUAAAGGCCGGGCGCUUGCAUAAAACGAGUGAUUCACUGGUGCAUCCACUCAGUGUUGUAGCCUGGAGCAAAGAAGGAAAUCCUUUUGUAAGACGUGAGGACCAGCAUUCUCCAGCCUUUGCUGUUUGCACCCAACAGAACCGCGCUGUGCUUGUGGAAAUGCAGCUCUCAAGGGAACGGCAGCUGAGAUCUGUUUGUAACCCACCUGUUUUUACUAAAAAACUAAAUUCUGCCAAAGGUUAAUGGGUGUUUGUGUGCAGUCUUUCCCAUUAGUCUCUCCCUGGCUCUUCUGAGAACUUCAGAUGCUAACAAGAUGUCAGAUGUCACCUGACUUGCAUUUGUUGGAUGGAACAGAGUUGAUAGCUCAGUCCUCUGUCAAGCAAUGCUCACGCUACUCUCCAGUUACCCAGAGAGACUGGAACUUUAUGGUAUUUAUGCCUCCAACUUUUGUUAAAACCAUUCCAUAGGCUGCCAAGUUUGGGGAGAGUCUCCAGUAUGACCUAGAUAUGGCUGCUGCCCUGGCUGUAAGCCUGCUGCCCCAGAGUAUCAGCAAUGGGUCUGACUUAGUAGAUUAGUCAUUGUCUCUGCUGGAAAGGUGUGGACACUGCCACCUAGUGGGGAUGAGAACUGAACUUUCUUGGUAGAGAGUUGCGUCUCCCAUGUCCUUCCCUUUCUUAAAAAUAAGACUGGGGCAAUUCUGCCAGAUCUGAGGGUAUUUAUGCUCCUCUCCCGGGAGAGGAGUUCUGCCUGAACAUUGCACAUCGUGUACCAGAUGGAUCUACUCUCCCCCCCCAUAUUAUCUGCUGGAGGCCUGUCUGAGUUAUUGGCUCCAUUGAGCUGCCAAACUGGAGAGAAGGUCAUUGUGGAAAUGUGUUAACAUGGCAAAUGCGUUUCUCAACCUUUUAACAGAACACUUGGCAAAUACACUGUUAGGUAUAAAAUGGGAUCAGACAUGGAGCUCCUGCCCUCCUUAUGCUACAGUGUUAUGGAGCUGCUAUUGCUAUAUCUUCUCUCACUCCUGCAGGAACCGCAGAUGUAGUAUGUGCCAGAUUACAGCUGUGCUGAACAAAUGACUUGGCUCCAUUUCUUCUGCUCUCGGCCUAUUAUGCAGGCUGCAGUGGGCUAUCCCUCAGUAACAUUAAGCCUGCCUGACUUCCCGAGCUCUUGCUUUUGAGGCCCAAAGUAAAUCCAUUUGGGUUUUCAUAUUAAAGUUGGCUUUUCAGACUGAUCUUCUACUUCUAGCUUUUCCUAGUUUGAUGCCGGGUUCAGUGUGGGAGUUGGAGCAUCCUUUUUCUGCCCCACAAGCAAUAACUCUUGUCAGAGGUCUACAGGCCUUUCAGAGCAUUGAAUUUACCCCAUUCCCUCAGAGAAUGUAUUUUGAACUAUCUAGCAUAGGUGAAUACAUGUGAGCUAAGUUGGUGUGAAUUGUUUUGUAAAUAUGUGAGUGAGACUUUUCUAAGCCAGAUGGGGUGAGUGUUUUUGCUUAGUUCUUUAUGGGCAAAUAUGCAGCUCUUCUGUGGCAUUGGCAGGCAGGUAUUUUUUGUAUUGAUUUUGCUAACCAGACUGCCUUCCACACCCCUUCUUCCAACACCCUAGGCCAUCUGUGACCCAUCUUUAACAGCCACUGUCAGCACUCCUCUUUGUGGAGGUGCCAGCAUCACCCAUAUGCACUCAUCUCUGGAGUGCAUAGGUCUAUGCACUGUGCCUUCAAAAGUGAACUUUUAAAAAGGGACUUAAAAUGGUUGACUUUUAGUUGAAAAAAAGAAACCAAUCUGUGUGCCAUGUGAGACCGCACUUUCUCUACCAGGAGUGUGCUCUGUUUUUUACCUGUACACUGAAAUCUAAUACUCUAUUAAAAUUAUUUUGAUGUCUUGUG
Molecule: messenger RNA, 7029 nt
Organism: Pelodiscus sinensis (Chinese soft-shelled turtle)
Lineage: Eukaryota; Metazoa; Chordata; Testudines; Trionychidae
Source: RefSeq, a predicted model, not a curated record